Molecule: messenger RNA, 3058 nt
Organism: Aspergillus alliaceus
Lineage: Eukaryota; Fungi; Ascomycota; Eurotiomycetes; Eurotiales; Aspergillaceae
Product: RNA-binding protein VTS1
Exons: 2
Coding region: 688-2544 (618 amino acids)
Biological process (GO): regulation of mRNA stability; nuclear-transcribed mRNA poly(A) tail shortening
Cellular component (GO): P-body
Molecular function (GO): translation repressor activity; protein binding; mRNA binding
Source: RefSeq, a predicted model, not a curated record
GCAUCCGCUUCCCCAUUCUUCGCUUUUUUCCUCUUAUCCCUCCCCCCGUCUCUUUUUUCUUACCUUCCUUUUUCUUUUUUGAUGCUUCGGGCAUUCGGCUUGUUGUGUUUGACACACUAUUGCAGUUGACCCUGACAUCCUUUCGUUAACCCAAAAAAACCAAAAAAAAAGGAGAAAAAAGCCCACACUUCCUAAUUUAUACCCGUUAACGCUCCGCUUUGCCCACUCUGCGAACCCACCGAAUUCUCCCUCACCCUUACGACGAAAUCCUUUGAUGCUCUUUCGAUUCGAAUCCCUCAUCAGAACUCGAAUCCGGUAGUGCAGCCACUGGACUGGUCUGUGCCCCGUUCAUCAUCGCAUAAGAGUGUUUGGGUUAUCACGCUUCAGAAAAGAAUAAAAGUGUCUCCGUCUUUAGAGAGAUUGUGCGAAUUUUCUUCGGUCAAAACCGGUUUUUGUUAACGGCCGCACGACUGUCAAUUUGGAGCCCCGCCUGCUCGAUCAAGGCUCCUUUCGAUACUACGCAAACUCAGCAGGUGCUGCAGGUGUUUUGCAGUAAUAUCUUAUUCUUCUUCCACCUGUAUUUGUUAUACAUCGAAGCCAGAAGGCAAUAAGAAAGGAAAAAAAAAAAAGAGAGAGAAGCCUGUAGUCGGCUUUUCCUUGAUCGACAUCACUUUCAUUUCGUGCCUCAUGGCAAGUCACAUCAUUGGCAAUCGCAAUAGCACUCCGGACGCUUCCAAAUCCACCCUUCGGCCCCCGUCGUCAUCCCGCAACUUAGGUACGCAUCAGCUUCGAGCGUCUGCCGAUAUGUCGGGCUUUCCGUCCCCUCUGUCGUCUCGCAGCAUCCGUCCGUCGUCGGAGGUGUACUUCAAUCAGCAGUCCCAGGCGUCGAACAAUGCAGAGGACCCACUGGAUCGUGCGGCUCAGCAGUGGCUCGCUGAUAUCGAUCAGUACGAGACAACACUAGAAGAAAUGGCGGCUGCCACGCUUGACCAGGACUUCAAGGAUGAGCUCAGUGCUAUCGAGCAAUGGUUUCGUGUGCUCAGCGAAGCUGAACGCACCGCCGCCUUGUAUGCUCUACUUCAGCAGACCACUCAGGUGCAGAUCCGUUUCUUUAUCCAGGUUUUGCAGCAAAUGGCCAAGAGCCACCCCAUGUCGGGAUUGCUGUCGCCUGCGAACUUUGGAGAAAAGGAUGCUAUGUCAAACCGCCUGAACGACGCGAUGUCUAAAUUGAACGUGGAUAGCUCUCGGAACUCUCUAGGCCGUCCUCCGCCAUCCCCAGGUGCCAAGCGCAACUCGGGGUUGGAUUCUUCCACCAUCAAUGCUAUGUUCCCUGAUGCCGCUGCAGCCAUCGCGAAGAAAAAGGCCGAGUUCACUCAGCAGACUGGCAAUGCUCCUCCCUCAAACCGUAACAGUGCUGUAUUUGGAGAUCGGACUUCAUUCGUUGCACCCACCAUCUCCGCUCCGGAUAACACCACGGACAACCUGGGUCAGCCCCCUGUGUCUCCAUGGGCUCAACGGGGUCCCGAAAGUCAGCCUCCCAUUGCUCGACCCAAGUCGUCCUCUGGCCAGCAGCCGAUGGGGCAGUUUAGUCAGGCUUCCUCUGGCCUUCGUUCUCCCCUCCCCCAGACUGCAACGAUUCCCGCGCCCGAAAUUGAGGCUCCUCUUCUGUCGCCAUACAAUGUCGGGAAUGCCAGCUGGGCUUCUAUGACCAAUACUCCAAUGACAGCUACUUUUGCGCAGCAGCAACAACACCAGCAACAACAGAACUCGCAGGCUGACAUGGUGGCCAAUGCGACGGCGAUGAAGCUGGCUGCAUUGUCGACUGUGAACAACCGCAUUGCGCUCGAUGAUGCUCGGAAAUACCGCCGCGCUCGCUCUAACGACGGACAGGGGAAGAACGCCAAUGUACACAUCAACCAGAACAUGCCUCAAGGCGGCCUCGCAAGCCCGGGUCUUCCGGGCCCCAACCACCUUGUUGCUGGACAACUAUUGAACGCGCAACAGCUGGCAGCACUGCAGGCGCAACAACAGGCCGCUAUGGCGGGUCGGCGGUCCCGCCCCACUUCUCCUGGAAUUGCUAUGCAAGGAGGCUCUCUCGGUCCAAUGGGAUUCACUUCCCCUCAGAACAACGGGUUCCUGGCGGCGUAUGACCCGAAUAAUCCUCUCAUGGGCAAUGGGCUAGGUGCGCUUGGCAUUGGACAGUUUGGACUCGGCGGUCACGAAGGAUAUCUUUCGGAUCACUCGGAGGUCACUCGCGGUCGCUCUCCACGAGGCCGUCGUGGUAGCUCCAAGCCGCCAGAGGAUCCCACCGAUCCUAGUUUGUUGAAGGACAUUCCCAGCUGGCUGAGGUCUCUGCGUUUGCAUAAAUAUACGGAUAAUCUGAAGGAUCUAAAAUGGACCGAGCUGGUUGAGCUUAACGACAAAGCUCUGGAGGAGCGCGGCGUUAAUGCUCUCGGCGCUAGGAACAAGAUGCUCAAGGUGAGUCCAUCGCCAGAUGUAAAUAGUACUGGAGAACUCAACACUAACAGAGCUGCAGGUCUUUGAACAGGUCAGAGAGGCCAAGAAUGACGGCAAGCUCGACAAUAUUAUGUGAAGGGGGGCGUCUUUGUUCCUCAGUCUUUGAUUUUUCUCUUUUAUCUUUCUUUUCUAACAUUCUCUCCAUUGCAUUAAUUUGACUAGAUUGAGAUUGGGCAUAAGUGGCAGGAUCCGAUUAUAUCCAUGAGUGAUUCAUUGGAUGACCUUUUGAGGAGGAAAGUCGUGUACUAAUCGAUUCGAGACAUUGUCUGAUCACAUAUUGGAUGAGUGACUGAAGCUCUGUAUGUAUUUGUUUGAUGGAUUUGGCUAUUGGGCUGCCUUCAACAGUUCCGGCGGCCUUGACGCAUAUGGGAGGCCCGGUUGUGUCCCAGGUGUAACGAGGCCAGGAAAAUGGUUUAUGACAAGAAUGAGGCUUGACUGAUUGGCUUGAAGCUUUGAUGUUAUGUUAGGUAUAUUACUGAUUAAUUAACGACUACCAUCUAUACGGGGUGAAGUGAUUCCAUACUAUACAUACCAUGCUUCC